Molecule: messenger RNA, 402 nt
Organism: Paracoccidioides brasiliensis Pb18
Exons: 2
Coding region: 1-402 (133 amino acids)
Source: RefSeq, a predicted model, not a curated record
AUGGCAGAUUUCUAUCAAUCCCCGUAUGCCCUAACCACCGGUCCGAUUUUCGCGAUCAUGGAACAUAUCAUCCAGCCUGACAUGACUUUGUCGAUGGCUAUUCACGAGCUAUUUUCUUUUGACAGCUUUGCUCAGAGAACUAACCACUUGGGAGUUCCAGCGGCUACGUUGGAUGGAAUUGUGGCGGGUCGGGUGGCCAACGGUGGGACGAACCACCUCCGCAAUCAUGACAGUGCCUUCGUUGGGCGGAUCCCAGUCCUAGACUUCGAGCUGCAGUUUCGAGAUCGAGAUGCUCUGGGUGAAAUGAUGCGGAACUCCCCCCCUCAGGACCAAUCAUUUUUCGAUUCAGGAACUCAGGGUAGACCCAGAGACAUUAUUUUAAUAAUCCAAGGAUCUCAGUAG